This is a messenger RNA of Penicillium bovifimosum, 2388 nucleotides long. RefSeq names its product putative cell wall protein. Bases 1 to 2388 code for a protein of 795 amino acids. The transcript has a single exon. The record is from RefSeq and is a predicted model, not a curated record. Lineage: Eukaryota; Fungi; Ascomycota; Eurotiomycetes; Eurotiales; Aspergillaceae.
AUGCGUCCUUCUCUUGUUCUGCUCGCCGGUCUGGCGAGCUCGGCUCUUGCCUACCCGGCUGAUAUGACCGCUGUCGAGCCCCGUACUCUGGGUCUCCUCCGUGAAAUUCUCGGCGAUCUUACCGUCGAUGUGUCUGCUAUUCUCGGCGCUGUCCUCGGUCACAGCCACAGCCACGGCCACUCGCUUUCGCUUCUUGCUGGUCUGAGCGCUGAGGGUGCUGCCGCUCUCCAGGGUGGUGCUCUCGGCUGCAAGGCCGGUCUCAUUCACUACAAGGCCAAGGCCGCUCUCAAGGCUUGGUUGCUCGUCCAUGCUGACCUCGACAUCUCCCUCAAGAAGACUCUGAUCUCUUGGUGCGAAGGCAACGACGAGCUCGUUCUGUCCGCUGACAUCCUCGCUGCUCUGUCUGUGUACGUUCCCGGAUGUGCUGAGAUCGCCGCCCAGGGUCAGCUUUACGUGACCGUUGACGGUAUCUUCGACGCUGCCAAGCUCGAGUCUGCUCUUGUCCUGAGCAUUGGUGCUCAGUCUUCUCUUGCCGCUUGGAUCGAGGCCAAGACUGGUCUGGAUCUUGACGUCAAGGUGGCUUUGGAUGUCUGCGCCGCUGGCGGUGUUAUCAGCAGUCUGUCCUCUCACAUUAAGGCUGCUCUUCACGCUUGGAUGAUCAGUGAUGAGUGUGACCUCAGCGCUGACCUCAAGGUCUCGGUUCUUGCUUGGAUCAGCGGCCACGCCGGUGGUGAUCUUGUGGAGAUCGGUGCCCAUGCUGAGACUGCUCUCUCUACCAUCUCCGUCGGUGCUUCCGUCGGCGUGCACGUCGAGGAGUCCGGUCACCUCUCUGUUGGCGGACAGGCCUCUCUUGCUGCCUUCCUCGGCGCUGGGCUCUCUGUUGAUCUCGAUGCUGACGUCAAGCUUGCUCUCGAGUCUUGCGCUAAGGGCCAGCUCGCUGCCGCCGUGGACCUUGAUCUCCGCACCAAGCUGGCCAUCUGGCUUGCAGGUGAGGACUGCUCCCUGGGCGUUGAGCUCAAGGCCGUUGUUCUCCUCUGGCUGUCCCUGGGUGUUGAGGCCGAUGUUUCCGUUUCUCUCGACUUGGUUGGUGGCCUCCUCGGCCACGUCACUGAUCUCCUGACCGAGACUCUUCUUUCUGGCCUCAGUGUUGACCUUCGUGGUGCCCUUUCCCUUCUCGCAGGAGGUGGUAGCCUCACUGGCCUGACCUUCGAUGCUCGUGCUGAGCUUGCUGCCUUCCUCGGUGGCUGCACUUCCAUUGACAUUGACAUCAGCAUCCAGAUCAUCAUCCUCGAAUGGUUCACCGGCUGCAGCAUCCCCGGUGCUCCCUCCGGCCCUGGCUCCUCUACAUCUACCGUCCCCAGCCUGCCCGGUACCACUGUGCCCUCCGGCCCCGGAGCGACCAGCACCCCUUGCGACACCGAGACCUCCGAGAUCGUCGGUUCCACCGUCAUCCCCGGCUCCGGCUCCUCAACUGCCACCGUCCCCGUCAUUCCCACUCCCACCGGUGUCUCUCCCGUCCACACUCCCUCUCCCAGCGGCCCUGCUGCCACCAGCACCCCCUGCGAUACCGAGACCUCUGAGAUUGUCAGCUCCACUGUCAUCCCCGGUGUUCCCACUGGCUCUGGCUCCACCGUCAUUGUCCCCGUCGUUCCCACCACCACUCCCAGCGGCCCUGCUGCCACCAGCACCCCCUGCGAUACCGAGACCUCUGAGAUUGUCAGCUCCACUGUCAUCCCCGGUGUUCCCACUGGCUCCGGCUCCACCGUCACUGUCCCCGUCGUUCCCACCCCCACCGGUGUCUCUCCCGUCGACACCACCGCCCCCAGCGGUCCCGCUGCCUCCAGCACCCCCUGUGACACUGAGACUUCUGAGAUCAUCCGUUCCACCGUGAUCCCGGGUGGCCCCAACGGCUCCGGCUCCAGCACCGCUACCGCCGUUGUCCCCGCCGUUCCCACCGGCACCGGCGUUGCCCCCGUUGACACCCCCGCUCCCACCGGCCCUGCUGCCACCAGCACCCCCUGCGACACCGAGACCUCCGAGAUCGUCCGCUCUACCGUGAUCCCCGGUGUCCCCAACGGCUCCGGCUCUAGCACCGCCACCGCCGUUGUCCCCGUCGUUCCCACCGGUACCGGCGUUGUCCCCGUCCCCACUUCCGCUCCCACCGGUCCUGCUGCCACCAGCAUCCCCUGCGACACCGAGACCUCUGAUGUCAUCCGCUCCACCGUGAUCCCGGGCGUGCCUACUCCCUCGGGCGUCGCUCCCACCGGUGUCCCUGCUCCUUCGGGCCCGGCUACGACCAGCGCACCAACCAUGCCUGCCGGUGGCUCAGACUCUGAGGAUGUCACCGUGACCAAGACUGUGACUGCGACCGUUUGUGACUGCGAGUAA